Messenger RNA from Nerophis lumbriciformis (worm pipefish), 5418 nucleotides. RefSeq names its product collagen, type I, alpha 1b (gene col1a1b). The record is from RefSeq and is a predicted model, not a curated record. Gene Ontology annotation, biological process: extracellular matrix organization. Gene Ontology annotation, molecular function: protein binding; extracellular matrix structural constituent conferring tensile strength. NCBI's taxonomy places the organism in Eukaryota, Metazoa, Chordata, Actinopteri, Syngnathiformes, Syngnathidae.
UUGAGGCAGUAGGGAGUUUCUGCUGGGGUCUGGAUUGGAGUUACACACAGACCGGACCCGACCGUGUAUGAGUGGCGUUUGAGAAACACAAAAGGACCCCCCCUGUCGCAAAGAAUCUACAUGUCUAAUAUUUAGACAUGUUCAGCUUUGUGGAUAUUCGGUUAGCGCUUUUGCUCAGCGCUGCGGUGCUUUUGGUGAGAGGUCAAGGCGAGGAUGACAGCACAUUUGGCAGCUGCACACUAGACGGACAAUUGUACAACGACAAGGAUGUGUGGAAACCGGAGCCGUGCCAGAUCUGCGUGUGCGACAGUGGCACUGUCAUGUGCGACGAGGUCAUCUGCGAGGACUCUUCCGACUGCGCCGACCCCAUCAUCCCAGACGGGGAGUGCUGUCCCAUCUGCCCCGAAGACGGACCCCAGAUUCCCGAAGAGCCAAUAAAGGGAGAUGUUGGCCCCAAAGGAGACAAAGGUCCCAUGGGUCCUCCUGGCAACGAUGGAAUCCCCGGACAGCCUGGCUUUCCUGGACCACCCGGCCCCCCUGGCCCCCCUGGCCUUGGCGGAAACUACUCUCCUCAAAUGAGCUAUGUGGACCAUUCCAAGUCUGGGCCAUCCCAAAACCUGCCCGGUCCCAUGGGCCCAAUGGGUCCCCGUGGUGCUCCCGGACCCCCUGGCGCCGCUGGUCCUCAGGGUUUCACCGGCCCACACGGAGAGCCUGGUGAGCCCGGAGCUUCUGGUCCCAUGGGUCCCCGUGGUCCCGCUGGCCCCCUUGGAAAGAACGGAGAUGAUGGUGAGGCUGGCAAAGCCGGACGCCCCGGCGAACGUGGAGCCCCUGGCCUGCAGGGUACCCGUGGAUUCCCCGGAACCCCCGGACUCCCCGGCAUCAAGGGACACAGAGGUUUCAGCGGCUUGGAUGGAGCUAAGGGAGACGGCGGACCUGCCGGACCCAAGGGAGAGUCUGGCGGAUCUGGAGAGAACGGUGUCCCCGGAGCCAUGGGUGCUCGCGGUCUUCCUGGUGAGAGAGGCCGUCCCGGACCUGCUGGCCCCGCUGGUGCUCGCGGCAACGAUGGCAACUCUGGCCCUGGCGGACCCCCUGGAUCUACUGGACCUGCUGGACCCCCUGGAUUCCCUGGUGGUGCUGGAGUGAAGGGAGAGACUGGUGUUCAAGGAGGCCGUGGUUCCGAUGGACCCCAGGGAGCCCGUGGUGAGCCUGGUAACCCAGGACCCCAGGGAGCUGCCGGACCUGCCGGUGCCCCAGGAUCUGAUGGUCAUCCCGGUGCCAAGGGUGCCGUUGGUCCCGCUGGUAUUGCUGGUGCUCCCGGUUUCCCCGGUGCCCGUGGACCUGCUGGAGGUGUGGGCCCCGUCGGUGCCGUUGGUCCCAAGGGUAACAAUGGUGACCCAGGUCCCUCUGGUCCUAAGGGAGAGCACGGUGUCAAGGGAGAGACUGGCCCCGCUGGAGUUCAGGGACUUCCUGGCAACUCCGGUGAGGAGGGCAAGAGAGGAGCCCGUGGAGAGCCCGGUGUUGGUGGACCCCGUGGACCUGCUGGAGAGCGUGGCGGUCCUGGUGCUCGUGGUUUCCCUGGAUCUGAUGGAGCUGCUGGUGGAAAAGGAGCCCCUGGUGAGCGCGGUGCCCCCGGCCCAUUGGGACCUCAGGGAGCCACCGGUGAGACCGGAAAUACUGGCGCUCCCGGUGCCCCUGGAUCCAAGGGUAUGACUGGUAGCCCUGGAAGCUCUGGCGCUGAUGGCAAAGCUGGACCCUCUGGUCCUACUGGACAAGAUGGACGCCCCGGACCUGCUGGCUCCACUGGAGCCAGAGGACAGCCAGGAGUUAUGGGAUUCCCCGGACCCAAGGGAGUUGCUGGUGAGAACGGCAAGGGUGGAGAGAAAGGUCCCGCUGGCGCUGGUGGCCCCGUUGGUGCCCCUGGCAAAGAUGGUGACCUUGGUGCUCCUGGACCUUCCGGCCCCGGUGGACCUGCUGGAGAGAAGGGAGAGCAGGGUCCUGCUGGAUCCAGCGGAUUCCAGGGUCUUCCCGGACCCCAAGGUGCUACUGGUGAGACUGGCAAGCCCGGUGAGCAGGGUGUUGCCGGCGAGGUUGGACCUGCCGGGCCAUCCGGAUCUAGAGGCGACAGAGGUUUCCCUGGUGAGCGUGGUGCUCCUGGUGUCGCUGGCCCAACCGGACCCCGUGGUUCUAAUGGCCCCUCUGGUAACGAUGGACCUAAGGGAGAGCCUGGUGCCGGUGGUGCCAACGGUGCCGCAGGAAGCCCCGGUAUGCAGGGAAUGCCCGGCGAGCGUGGAGCUUCAGGUCUGUCUGGCGUCAAGGGAGAGAGAGGUGAUGGCGGUGUUAAGGGAGGCGAUGGUGCCCUAGGCAAAGAUGGCGUCCGUGGUAUGUCUGGUGCUAUUGGAUCCCCCGGACCUCCUGGUUCUCAGGGUGAGAAGGGUGAGCCUGGCCCCGUCGGAGCUGUUGGACCCACCGGCGCCCGUGGUUCCCCUGGUGAGCGUGGAGAGGGUGGCCCUAAUGGACCUGCUGGAUUUGCCGGACCUCCUGGUGCUGAUGGGCAGCCUGGUGCCAAGGGAGAGAGUGGUGAUGCUGGACCCAAGGGAGAGGGUGGUGCACCUGGACCCGGCGGACCUGUUGGAGCUGCUGGACCUCAGGGACCUUCUGGACCCGCUGGAGCCAAGGGUGCCCGUGGUGGUGCUGGAGCCCCUGGUGGUACUGGUCAUCCUGGACCUGCUGGAAGAGUUGGACCCGCUGGACCCUCUGGAGCUGCUGGACCCGCCGGACCUGGUGGACCCGUUGGCAAAGAUGGCCCAAGAGGCGCUCGUGGUGAGACCGGUGCCGCCGGUCGCCCCGGUGAGCCUGGUGCUAUGGGACUUGCCGGAGUUUCCGGUGAGAGAGGAUCUCCUGGUUCCGAUGGAGCCCCUGGUGCCUCCGGUCUGCCCGGACCCCAAGGUAUUGGUGGACAGCGUGGUAUUGUAGGUCUCCCUGGACUGCGUGGAGAGCGUGGUUUCGGUGGUCUGCCUGGUCCUGCUGGUGAGCCUGGAAAGCAGGGACCCGGUGGACCUGUUGGCGAGCGUGGAGCCCCCGGACCCGCUGGACCUCCUGGACUGUCUGGUGCUCACGGAGAGGCCGGUCGCGAGGGAUCUCAGGGACACGAUGGUGCACCCGGUCGCGAUGGAGCCGCUGGCGCCAAGGGAAACCGUGGUGAGAGUGGUAUUGCUGGACCCCCAGGACCUUCUGGUGGCCCCGGUGCUCCCGGUGCUGUUGGCCCAUCUGGCAAGAGUGGCGAUCGUGGAGAGUCUGGUCCCGCUGGUCCCGCUGGUCCUUCUGGUGCCGCUGGCGCCCGUGGUCCUGCUGGUCCUGCUGGAGCUCAGGGAGACAGAGGAGAGGCCGGUGAGGCCGGAGAGAGAGGACACAAGGGACACAGAGGAUUCACCGGCAUGAGUGGUCUGCCUGGACCUCAUGGAGUUUCUGGAGAGAGAGGACCCGCUGGAGUCUCUGGACCCUCUGGACCAAGAGGACCUGCUGGAUCUAACGGCAACCCCGGAAAGGAUGGCAUGAACGGUAUCCCCGGACCCAUCGGACCCCCUGGACCUCGUGGCCGCGCCGGAGAGCUCGGAACUGCUGGACCUCCUGGACCCCCCGGCCCUGCCGGACCCCCCGGUGCCCCCGGCGGUGGAUUCGACUUCAUCAGCAGUCCCAUUCAGGAGAAAGCCCCCGAUCCCUUCCGUGGCGGCUACUACCGCGCCGACGACCCCAACGUGCUGCGCGAUCGCGACAUGGAGGUGGACUCCACUCUGGAGUCUCUGACCAGCAGGAUCGAGAAGCUCCGCAGCCCCGACGGCACCCAGAAGAGCCCCGCCCGCAUGUGCCGCGACCUCAGGAUGUGCCACCCCGAGUGGAAGAGCGGCGCCUACUGGGUGGACCCCAACCAGGGAUCCUCUCUGGAUGCCAUCAAGGUCCACUGCAACAUGGAGACCGGCGAGACCUGCAUCCACCCCAGCCAGUCCACCAUCCCCAUGAAGAACUGGUACCGCAGCAAGAACCCCAGAGAGAAGAAGCACGUCUGGUUCAGCGAGUCCAUGACCGGUGGAUUCCAGUUCCAGUAUGGCAGCGACGGAGCUGACGCCGAGGAUGUCAGCAUCCAGAUGACCUUCAUGCGUCUGAUGGCCAACCAGGCCUCCCAGAACGUCACGUACCACUGCAAGAACAGCAUCGCCUACAUGGACUCGGCCUCCGGCAACCUCAAGAAGGCCCUGCUCCUCCAGGGCUCCAACGACGUGGAGAUCAGAGCCGAGGGCAACAGCCGCUUCACAUACAGCGUCAACGAGGACGGCUGCACGUCACACACUGGCUCCUGGGGCAAGACAGUCAUCGACUACAAGACAUCGAAAACAUCCCGCCUGCCAAUCAUUGACAUUGCUCCUAUGGAUGUUGGUGCCCCUGAUCAGGAAUUUGGCGUCGAAGUUGGCCCAGUUUGCUUCUUGUAAAAAAAACAACAGAAAAAAAGGAAGAAGAAAUAUGGACAUGACAUUGUUGGUUUUUUUUCUCGCAGUCAUCUCUUAAAUCCUCUUUUCUAUGCAUUCAAAAAUCAUUCGGCCGCCAUUUGGUCCCCACGCUUUUUUUUUUUUUUUUAAACCACUCAAGACAUUUCGGGACCUUCUACUCCUCAAGGACACUUUAAAAAAAGCAAAGAAACGAGAGAAAAAAAAAGUCGGUUCCCCACGGCAACAAGAACAUAUUUGUGUAAAAUGUCCCCCCCCCCCCCUUUUUUUGGAGUUUGAGAGAGAAAAAAAACAAAAACGCAAUGAGACGCGUUUUCGCUCGCUGCGGAAGGACUUUAAGAAACAACAAAUGAUAUGUACCAUUUUUCUGGUGUUAAAUAAAUUGUAAAAAGUGUGACGUGUGUCUCCUUGUUGUGAAAUAAGACCGACGGGACGCACAUCUUCAUAAAGAUGGCGACCUCAUAACAAGAAGUCACCGCCAAAUUUUGUUUUUUUCUUUUCUCAAAAGGAAAAAGGGUCGCAUUUUACACAACAACAACAUGUCAAGGUGCUAAAAAGCAACUCAACGAGGUCCGGUGCUACUAAAUUGACUCUUGUUGUCGUUUGUAACGCAUGUCAUUGUAGACACUUUCCCGUUGUUUUCACUCUUCUUUCUUUCUUUCUUUUUUGCCGCUGUGGAAAAUUCAUCUUCACUAAAAAAAAAAAGUAAGCACACUUCCCCCCCGUCCUGUUGUUUAUGUUUGUUGUUGUCUUUUUUUGCGGAAAAAACACCCAUCAACCGGAAGCGGACCCACUUUCACGGUUGAAAAAGAGAGUUUGUGUACUUAUGUUGUACAUGUAUAAUAAAUCAAGAUGUUUUUAAUUAUUUUUAUUUUUUUUUCUGGGUGCUGAAAUAAAAGCAUGUGAAGUGGUUCUACUA